This is a messenger RNA of Zeugodacus cucurbitae (melon fly), 524 nucleotides long. RefSeq lists its product as uncharacterized. The transcript has 2 exons. The coding region runs from base 130 to 294 and encodes 54 amino acids. NCBI's taxonomy places the organism in Eukaryota, Metazoa, Arthropoda, Insecta, Diptera, Tephritidae. The record is from RefSeq and is a predicted model, not a curated record.
UAUAAAAGCCCUGUUAUCCACUGCAGUCGCCACAGUCAGUUGUGAAUUGAACCACUGAGGCAACCGAAAAUUGCAGUUCAACGGAUUUAACUACAUUUGAAAGGAAGAAGUGAAAAUCAAGUGAUUAAAAUGAAAUUCUUAGCUUUGACAUUGUUGGUGUGUUUGCUGAUGGUUGCGCUGGUAGCAGCCGUGCCCGCUGAAGAAUCACUGCCAGGCGAUAUUUACAAUCAAGAUGAACAAGGGCGACAAAACUUCUUCAAAUUGAAGAAGAUCAAGAAGCUGCUUUUGGGCUAGGCAAAACAUACAAAUGACGUGUGUUUCAAAUUCUUAUUUUAGUUUUUUAUCACUUCAAUGUGUUCAUAGUUAUUUUUCAACAAUUGGUUUUUAUUGUAAUUCUUUUAUAAACUAUUUCUCAUGCUAAGCUCAUUUGUACAACAUAAGGAAAUUCUUUUUGUAAAUAUCCCACAACCAUUUUACUGUAAAUAUUGAUUUUCAAUAAAAAAUAACAAAAAUCGAAAAACAAA